Molecule: messenger RNA, 3196 nt
Organism: Mus pahari (shrew mouse)
Lineage: Eukaryota; Metazoa; Chordata; Mammalia; Rodentia; Muridae
Gene: Gatad1
Product: GATA zinc finger domain containing 1
Exons: 5
Coding region: 346-1149 (267 amino acids)
Biological process (GO): regulation of DNA-templated transcription; chromatin organization
Cellular component (GO): nucleus
Molecular function (GO): sequence-specific DNA binding; zinc ion binding
Source: RefSeq, a predicted model, not a curated record
GGGAGGGCGGAGGCAGGGCCGCGGUCGCCCUCGGGACCCCGGCGGCGGCGUCCGCCCCGGGUUGCGUCCCCCGGGCCCGAGCUGGCUUUCCCGGGAGGCCGCGCCGAGUGUCGGGCCUGCGUGCCCCGCGGGCGGCCCAGCUCCAGGGCUGGGUCCCGGGCUGCGGGAGCCCGCUUCCCGCCUCCAGGGGUCAGCGGUGGCCGCUGGGUCCCGGCGCGGGCGGCCCAGCACCUGAGACCUUGCUCUUCCAGUCGCCGAGGUGGCCGGCCGACCCCCGGGCGGCCCGCGCAGACGGCCGCCAUUCCCGUGUCGCUGCGCCCGCGGGGGCCGCCCGAGCCGGCCAGCAUGCCGCUGGGCCUGAAGCCCACCUGCAGCAUGUGCAAGACCACGUCGUCGUCCAUGUGGAAGAAGAGUCCGCAGGGCGAGAUCCUCUGCCAUCACUGCACGGGCCGGGGCGGCGGCGCGGGAGCGGCGGGGACCGGGACCGGGACCGGGGGCGGCGGCGGCGGCUUCGGCACUGCCACCUUCGCCACCACCUCGGCCGGUCCUUCGCAGAGCAACGGGGGCGGCGGCGGCGGCGGCAAGCAGAGUAAGCAAGAAAUUCACAGAAGGUCGGCCCGGCUCAGAAAUACCAAGUACAAAUCUGCUCCAGCUGCUGAAAAGAAAGUUUCCACGAAAGGAAAAGGGAGAAGACACAUUUUUAAGUUAAAAAACCCUAUCAAAGCGCCUGAAUCUGUUUCUACCAUAGUCACUGCAGAGUCAAUUUUCUACAAGGGAGUAUAUUACCAAGUUGGUGACGUUGUUUCUGUGAUUGACGAGCAAGAUGGGAAGCCGUAUUAUGCUCAGAUCAGGGGCUUUCUUCAGGACCAGUACUGUGAGAAGAGUGCCGCGCUGACGUGGCUCAUUCCUACCCUCGCUAGUCCCAGAGACCAGUUUGAUCCUGCAUCAUAUAUAAUAGGGCCAGAGGAAGAUCUUCCAAGGAAGAUGGAGUACCUGGAAUUUGUCUGCCACGCGCCUUCUGAGUAUUUCAAGUCAAGGUCCUCACCAUUUCCCACAGUUCCCACCCGACCAGAGAAGGGCUACAUAUGGACUCAUGUUGGACCUACUCCUGCAAUAACUAUUAAGGAAACAGUUGCCAACCACUUGUAGUUACAAAACCAAGCUGGGGCAUGCUUUCUUAGCAGGUAUAAAGUUUCAGUUUUAAUUCUAGAACAUACACAUCCCCAAAUAAAGCCAGAUUUGCAGUUUCCUUAUAUUUAUAUCAAGAUAUGCCACACAUUUUUCUCUUUAUAAACCUUUGUCUUUAAGUUUUUGAGAUAGGGUCUCAUAUAUAGCCCAGGUUGGCUUGACCUUGAGGUCCCCGCCCCAUCCUCCUCGCGUUACAGGUGUGUUAUGUAGGUAGUUAAUGCCAGGUACUUCUUCAUGAACUUACCUGGAAACAGGACUUGAGAAAAAUGUUACCUACUACCCAGUAAUUAUAGUACCUGCUUAGUACCUGUUAGAAAAUCACAGGGGGAAAAAGGAAUGAAUUGAAGGGAAAUACUAAAUUUAAUGUAUAUUUUCCCAAAGUGGCAGAUUCCAGGGAACAUGUAGUGUCUACUUUUCUUUAUAAUUUAUUUCUAGGAACUCAUAAAAUGAAUUAUAUUUUUAUUGGUGCAGAUCAUUAAGUUUUAGAUUUCUCUCUUUCAUUCUCUCUUCUGUCUCUCUCUCUCUCCCCCCUUUUCUUUCUUUUUUAAACCCAGAAUCUCACUCUGCAGUCCUGGCUGUCCUGGAACUCAUUCUGUAGACCAGAUUGGCAUUGAACUCAAGAGAUCUGCUUGCUUCUGCUUCCCAAGUGCUGGGACUAAAGGUGUACACCACUAUGCCAGGCUGAAGUUUUAGAUUUCUGAUCAAGAACUAAACCAAAAUGUGAGCAGUGUGUCUUACAAAGCCACAGUCUUCUCCUCUCGAAGCAGACCUUGGCUGCUUUAGUCCUGCAGAAAGCAGCUGGUGGGUGAUAGAUUAGCCCUGGCUCUUCACGCUCUCACCUCACGCCAGAGCGGUCAGCCGCGUUUUGUAGACCUGCCUUUCCUGUCAGCAUCAGCUGCUUCAGGGAGACUGCUUCAGCCAGGUCUUUGAUCUGUCUAUCUUGAAAGUGACUAAAAGGUCAUUAGUUUUGAUAGUCAAAAAACUCAAACUCAAAACCAUGUGCUGAGAGCUAGGAUGGUGUGCUUUGGAUGUGUGAUGGGGGAAGUGGGCAGGUACCCACUUGCUGCCUCUGUCCUCAUCUAUCCAGACAGACGGUUUUAGCUGUAGGAAUUUAUGAGAAUUUGACUUGAUCUUAAUGAUUUUCAUCAAAACUCUUUUACCCUUUUUCUUUAGUCCCAAAGUUGGGAAAAAGCAUCUUUGUGCUUACAUAAGGUAUAAUAAAGUUCAUUGUAAAUACUAUUGGAAAUGAUUUUCUAAAUGCUAAUAUUCCAGUUUUUGAUUAAAAAAUAUUUUCACAGUGGGUUUAGUUUGGAUUUUUAAAUACUUAAAAAGGGAAUGGGAUACUUCCCCCAAGACGGUAUUAAAUAGAAACAUCAAUCUUUUGGUUACAUGGCUCACCGUACUGUGCGGAGUAACACAGUGCUCCCGAGGGCUUCCCAGGCUUUAGUUUAAAUGAACCAGUGGACCUGUAGGGGAGCCAGCUCUGGGAGAUUAACUGUCCUCAAGGCAUAGCAUGUUUCCCGUGUGCUGUGGGAGGCUGUGCUGCUCAGGUUUCUGUUUUAGGCUGGAGGACAGUUUAAAAUUUUUAGAGUUUAGAAGAGAAAGUGCAGGGCAGGCAAGCUGUAAACCGCAGCUAGCAUCCAAAAGGAAGACACGGAGAGUUGUCUGAGGCUGGCAGCCAGGCGGGCAUCCUGCGCGUGCACCCACCCACAUGCAAUCUCACACACUUACUGUAUAAUUAACUUCCUCUGUCGUCCUUCUCCAAAGCCAACUAUUAGAUAAUAGAGAUACUUUUUGUGUUGAUGGUGGCUGACUUUACAAGUUAGUUCGCAGAUUAAGAGAAUAUCAAGAUAAAAAUCAAAGAUUCUGGACUGGGAGCUGGAUCAAAAGUCUUAUCAGGCAUUUUUGGUUGAAAUUAAAUUUAAAUUUAUUUGGAUUAUGUGUAAAAGUUAUGUUCUGAUUUUAAAACACACAGACACACACACACACACACACACAGAGAGAAAGC